Molecule: messenger RNA, 1886 nt
Organism: Nelumbo nucifera (sacred lotus)
Lineage: Eukaryota; Viridiplantae; Streptophyta; Magnoliopsida; Proteales; Nelumbonaceae
Gene: ERD7
Product: Senescence/dehydration-associated protein-like protein
Cellular component (GO): plasma membrane
Source: RefSeq, a predicted model, not a curated record
CAAGAGUUAAGGACGGUUAUACGGUCUAAUGCCUUCCACGAAUCCUACGCGGCUUCGCUCUGUUUACGACACGAAGCUUCUAUAUCUCGAUUCCCACCCAACACGGUUCCCUUUCGUUUGCUUCGACCCAAAGCCUCGUCGUCGUCGACUCUAAAAAGCCCAAAUUCACCCAUUCCUUCUCUACUGUAAUCUGUAAAUCAACAACCCAACCAGACACAAAAUGGAUUCUCAAAACCCUGGCAACAAGAAUAGCUCUUUCUAUCCCCAAGUCAUCGAAUCAAACCCAGAAACUGCAUCUCCCUUCGUUUCUAACCCCAAAUCUUCUUCUUCUUCUUCUUCUUCUUCUAUGUAUCCUGUGAUCGAUUCGUCCGACCGGUUGAAGGACUCGAAGCCCUCUUCCUCUUCUUCCCUCUAUCCCUCCAUCGACAUGAACGAUCUCGUCGACAAUCUAUUCCCGGACAAGGACGAUGUCGCCCAUUCUCAUACUGCGUCUGCUCCCAUCCAAUCUUUCGAAGAGGUGCUCAUCAAGAUUUCCGGUGCCAUUGUACAUCUCAUCGACAGGCAAUACAGUGUUGAGCUCGCUUGCGGUGACCUGACAAUCGUUCGCCUCCGGCAGGGGGAAAGCGUCGUCGCCGUUCUUGUUCGUGUCGACAACGACAUCCAAUGGCCUCUUGCCAAGGACGAGGCUGUCGUCAGGCUCGAUGAAUCCCACUACUUCUUCACUCUCCGCCUUCCCGCGGAUGAAGGGUGUGACUCCGGCCAUGGAGAAACCAAAGCCGGCGAUGGUUCGGAGAAUUUGAUAAACUACGGUCUGACUUUCGCAUCCAAGGGGCAGGAGAACUUACUCAAGGAGCUGGACGGGAUUUUGGAACACUAUAGUAAUUUCUCUGUGCAGAAGGUCUCAGGGAAGGGGAAGUCAGAAGUCUUGGACGGUUCGGUAGCGGAGGGCAUCUCUCCGUCCGAGUUAAAAUCGGAGGAGAAGAAGGAGAUGAUGGAGGAAAGAUCCGCGGCUUAUUGGACUACAUUGGCUCCAAAUGUGGAGGAUUACAGUGGAUCGGUUGCGAGGGCCAUUGCAGUUGGGUCGGGGCAGUUGAUAUGGGGAAUUCUGUGGUGCGGUGAUGUUACGGUCGAUAGGUUGAAAUGGGGAAAUGAGUUCUUAAAGAAGAGGAUGGAACCCGGUUCCAAUGCAGAGAUUAGUCCCGAAGCUAUGAAGAGAAUACAAAGAGUUAAACGUCUAUCAAAGAUGUCUGAGAAAGUAGCAAGUGGUGUCCUUUCUGGGGUGGUGAAGGUUUCUGGGUUCUUUACAAGUUCAAUCGCAAAUUCAAAAGUGGGGAAGAAAUUUUUCGGGCUCUUGCCAGGGGAAAUUGUUCUUGCCUCCCUUGACGGAUUUAGUAAGGUCUGUGAUGCUGUUGAGGUAGCUGGAAAGAAUGUAAUGUCGACGUCAUCUGUUGUUACAACUGACCUUGUUUCACAUAGGUAUGGAGAAAAAGCAGCAGAGGCAACAAAUGAGGGACUUGGUGCAGCAGGACAUGCUAUUGGGACAGCCUGGGCGGUGUUCAAGAUACGCAAGGCACUCAACCCAAAGAAUGUCAUCAAACCAUCCACCCUCGCUAAAGCCGCAGCUGCCGACGUGAAGGCUAAAAAUUCAAAUUAGCAGGUACAUGGGACUUCUUGUUUGGUUGUGGCUGGUGGUGUAUAUAUUAGAAUGGAACACUGUUUUAUUAGUGUGGUUGUUGUUUGUAAGGUGUGCUCUACCUUCAUUUCAGUGAUUUUUCUCUGUUAUUUAUUUUGCCCUUAAACUGUGAUUUUGUUUUCUUAUUUCUUCUGUCCCGGCAAACUAUUAUCAAUAUCAAUGACGAGUGGUAGGAAGUCUUUUCCAUUUUUCA